CGUACAUUCUACCAAAGUAACACCAAACCUUAAAUCCCCGCUGCAGUAUCUCCGUUCACCUCAAAGCGAUCGGACAUCGUUCGAUCCUCCGCGACGUACUCUCGCGGUUCAGUCGACCGCCCGACUCAAACUCGUAAUACUACAUGUUUAUCUCCAUAUCGUUCUGCUCGUGGUGCUCGUGUUGUAAUGUGCCGAGGAAAUUGAAUUGAACAGCGAAUCGAACAAUAUCUCGUGUACACACUUUUAUGCUCUCUGAUCAUACGUAAUAUAGGUAUAAAUUUAUAGGUGUACAUACGUACGUACCAGGGAAAGUUGAGCGAUCCAGCGAUAUUCGGAGACGAGAGUUUGUAAAGGUACCAUGGAUUGGAGGGUGCGGUCGGUCACCCGACUUCUGCUGCUGGGAUGUUUACUGGCGUUCAUCGUUUGCGGCGCUGCAGGCGAGCAACAGAGGGUCGUGUGCUAUUACACCAAUUGGUCGGUAUAUCGGCCAGGUACGGCAAAGUUUUCACCACAGAACAUCAACCCCUACUUAUGCACACACCUUAUAUACGCUUUCGGUGGAUUUACCAAGGACAACGCGUUGAAGCCCUUCGACAAAUAUCAAGACAUAGAGAAAGGUGGAUACGCCAAGUUCACCGGUCUCAAGACGUACAACAAAAAUCUAAAGACCAUGCUAGCUAUCGGCGGAUGGAACGAAGGGUCCACCAGAUUCUCCCCUAUGGUUGCCGAUCCCGAGAGACGGAAGGAGUUCGUUAGAAACACCGUGAAAUUUUUGAGGCAAAAUCAUUUCGACGGGCUUGAUCUCGAUUGGGAAUAUCCCGCGUUCAGGGACGGGGGAAAACCCCGCGACAAGGACAACUACGCUGCUCUGGUUCAGGAGCUACGAGAAGCGUACGAACGCGAGUCCUCGAAGACCGGGCGCCCCCGGCUGCUCCUGUCCAUGGCUGUUCCUGCCGGCGUAGGGUACAUCGACAAGGGCUACGAUAUCCCGAAACUGGACAAGUACUUGGAUUUCAUCAAUCUGUUGUCCUAUGACUACCACUCCUCUUACGAGCCCGCUGUCAACCACCACUCGCCCUUGUAUCCCCUGGAAGAAGACAACGAGUACAACUUCGACACCGAAUUGACGGUCGACUACACGAUCAAGCAUCUGUUGGAGAGCGGAGCUACCGCGGACAAAAUUGUUCUCGGCAUUCCUACCUACGGGCGUUCGUACACGUUAUUCAACGAGGAAGCGACGGACAUAGGAUCGCCCGCGGACGGUCCCGGGGAAGAGGGCGACGCGACGAGAGAGAAGGGAUACCUCGCCUAUUACGAGAUUUGCGAAAGUCUGAUGGACUCGGACGAAUGGGAAGUGGUAUCCCCGAAUCCGAGUGCGAUGGGGCCGUACGCUUACAAGGGUAAUCAGUGGGUCGGCUACGACGACGAGAACAUCGUGAGGCGGAAGGCUAUGUACGUCACGGAACACGGACUAGGAGGGAUCAUGUUCUGGUCGAUUGACAACGACGACUUCCGCGGUAAAUGCCACGAUCGUCCUUACCCCCUGAUCGAAGCUGCCAAGGAAGCGAUGCUGGUCGGCGGCGGGAAAACCGCGACCGAGGGGAAGGUAACCGACAAGCGGACACGCGGCAAUUUCAUCGGCAAAAGACCCGGAGCAGGAAGACGAAGGACAACGGAGGCACCUGUUCGCCGAGAGAAUCCGAGGAAGAGAAUCGAUGCCUCGAAAUCGAGGAAACGACCCGCUACCGGAACAGACUCGGAGGAGCGAGAUACCCCGGUACAUCUCAAUGGAAGAAGCAGAGGGCAAUUCGACGAUUCCGAAGACGAACAGAACACUUCCAGUAGAUCUAGAAUUGGGCUCAAUAUUGUCAGAAGCGCUGAUUACGAAGAGGACGAUGACGGAGGAAGCUCGCUAUCCGAGACAAGAAAUCGUCCUCGCGACGAACAAGGAAGAAGAAGGCGACCCGAAGUUCCGAGAAGACGAACCAACACCCCUACUACCGGUAUACCGCAACGUAAUGCUGCGCAAGCACGAAGCAACCGAAUAACUACUCCGGCCCCACCGACCACUCCGGAUCCCGGAACAGAUUUCAAAUGCACGGACGAAGGAUUUUUCUCGCAUCCACGAGACUGCAAAAAAUAUUUCUGGUGCUUGGACGCGGGUCCGGGCGGACUGGGAAUCGUCGCUCAUCAUUUCACUUGCCCCGCAGGCCUUGUGUUCAAUAAAGCGGCCGAUUCCUGCGAUUACCCCCGCAACGUGAUAUGCCCCAAAGUGAAACCGGUUGAAAUUGCAACAACACGUGCACCGAAAGUGACCUCCACCCAUCGGCCUACUCGAAUCUCGAGUACCACUCGUCGUUCGGUGGAUUCCCACGAAUACAGCGAAGAAUAUGAAUAUUACGACGACGACGACGACGAGGAAAGCGAAGACGACGGCCCUUCCACCGUCGCUACCUCGACUACCGCUAGGAACCUACUCUACAAAACGAUUAAUAGGAAUAGAUCCGCGGCGACCAGCACCUUUGCACCAACGACAACUGGCGAAAUUCCCAAGGCUGUCACCUCGAGGUCCUACCAAUCGUUACCCUCGAGAGGCAGCACCGCGUCGCCGGUAUCGUCGACGGACGAGUCUGAAGAAGACCCGCAGGUCUUGAAAGAGUUGAUUAAACUGAUCAAGAAAGCAGGUGGGAUCGAAGAGGUAGAAAAACAACUUCAUCUUCAAGGUAAAGGCGGCGAAAGUAACGCGCGAACAGGUUCUGCAACACAUGUAGCCGAUGUAACUCCCGCUACUAUCAGCCGGAGCUUAUACGAGCGAGUUUUGAAUCGACAAGCAGCGAAUAGCGGUAGUUCGCUGUUCCGAAGGACCACACCGUCGCCGAACACCGUCACGGAAGUGGCGAUGCAACGAUCGGAUCCUCAACCAGCUGUAAUUUCAAGGUCGAGACCAAGUUACAGAAACGGUCCCGGGGAAACUCAAUUCGAAGGACUUGACGAUCUUCCCGAGGUUAAGAAUCUCAGAAAGGAACGUCCACAAUAUGUUACCAUCAACCGACAGCGGCCUUCGACCGGCUCUGCCGUUGAAAAUAACGAGGAGAUUCUCCAAGAUAAUACCGAUGGCACGUCGUUGGAAGACCGAUCGAUAACCAAUCCAUCGGAACAAACGUCGAAUACACCAAAAGAAACUCGUGGUUACGUGGACAUUCGUCGUAGCAGAACUUCAACUGCCAGAACCAAUGCGCCCGAAGUCGAGGACGAGGAUAGUUUUUACGACCAAAUUCGGGACCCUGUGAAAUCGGGCACGAUCUUUCUAGACGAGGUUGGUAACGCAUCGGAGGUUCCGUCACGUCGGAGAAACGAAUCUGUGAUCGACGAGUCUGAAACGCCGACUACAACGUCUAGAUACCUCACCAUCGAACGUGUGAGAAGCACCACUCAGAGGAUCAACACAUCGCCGGAGAAUGAUGAGCAAAUAAUAGAAAAUACUACCGAAUCGACCUCUCCCGCGACUGGAGUAACUCGCACUAUCCCUUUCAACAACAAAAUGGACAAGAACUCUGUUCCUGAAACGACUACCGCGAAUCGAGAGAUCAUCGAGCAAUCGGAUGUCGUUGACACCGCGAAUCCAGUUGUUCAACCGAUGCCGACAACUCUUUCUACAAAUUUUCUUUCCACAGACCUCCCUGUACUAAAUCUUGAUACUCGGACCGCUUCUUCACCUUCCAUAGUGAAGGCAGGCGAAGAAUUGCCACAUGCAAAACUGAUACCGGUUGUUGCAAGUCCUUCGACACAAGAGUCUAGCGAUAACGAUGAUUCGAUUACCAAGGAAACACCGAUUGUAGUACAUCCUAAACCAUUUGGGUUCCAAAGAAGAACCAGGCCGACGACUACUACUACCGCUGCUACUACUGUGACGCUAACGCCAGAAACAACAUCGUCUGGUAAUACUGAUACUGGACGUGUCAAGGUGCCAUUGGAAACAGUCAAGUUACCUACCCUCAAGGAGCUCAUUGGUUAUAAAACCAUUAUUGCACACGAAUACAAAUCCACCACACCAAUUACACUAUCAACUAAAAAUUCAUCCAACGACUACGAAAUAAAUACCGACGAGCAUAGCAAUAAUAUUGACACGACAGAGGCGACAGCUGUUUCUAAGAACGACUUUCGGCUCGAAGACGUAACGAGUAUCGCACCUACGGGAAUAGAUGAAGCCAUCCAGGCCACAGAGGAAGAUCGAUCGGGCACCGUAGCGUCGUUGGAUGCUGCCGGAAUAAAGACUUCCGCGAGAGACGCGAACGAUCGUAUUAUCGCCGAGUCGGAUGAAUUGAUCGCAUCAACAGAUCCCUCUCCGCCAGCCACCAUCCCGAUAAAAAUAUUACAGCAGGAUCGACCAAGAUCGAGAAAACGUAAAAUAAAAUUAGUCAAUAUUCCUGUUCGCAUCUUAGAGUCCGAUAGACCUGUGACAGAUGUUAUACUGGAAGUACCAGAAUCGAAAUUGAAUAGCGUAUUACGUUCGCUGUUGCGAGUAGAGAUUCUGAAGCCAAAUGACACGGUGAAUGGUAAUGGUGUCGUAACACAAAUUAUGGAUAGUUAUAAUCAAAGCAACGGACGCGGCGAUUCUCAUGAAAACAAAGUCGGAAACGUACAAAAUAAAUCCGGUUCAACUGUAUCUGAUGAAUUACUGGAGGCGAAUCUCAGUGGAGCUCCUUUCGCUUCGGAGCAUUCAUUUCCAUCUACAACACCGGAUGUUACCACCGUACGAGGUCAUAUACUGCCCACCUCUCACGCGCAAUCCCGAUCUCGAGGAUUUUACGUUACAAAAAGCAUCGAAAGCAACAUUUUGUACGAGAGUUCCACGCUACCGAGUUCUACAGAUGUGACGCAGCUCAACACUGAUUCUACCCAACAAUUUCCAGCAACCGUAUCUGAUAACGAUUCCUCAACGGUUGCAACGCACGGCUCUGCUACGGCUACGGAUCACGAAUCAACGACACAGGAAAUUUGGCCCUCGACAAUUACGACCAGUCUAGAAAACUUAAACAAUAUCCUGAGUGCCGAUGACAACAGCGGCAGCCAGCUGACAUUGGUGACCCAAAGUUCAGGGACAGAAGCGGACGCAACGUCUGAAGAAUACACACCGACCUCAACCAUAAACACAAACGGUGUCGAGUCAACAACAGACACAACUUUUACAACGUCAAACGACAUUACUUAUACUACGCCUGACUCUGAAGAAGUCUCGACAAGUAAUAAUACAGCCGGUAUCGGUAGCAUCACAACUGAGGAAAUAUCACCAGAGCCUGAUCGAAAUUUAGAAAUGCGUACAACUUUAUAUAGUACAAAAAUCAAUCCCAUUGACGCCGAAUUGGACUUUUUUACAGCGAGUACGACUGCAUCUGAAAUUCAGAGCACUACAAUUAUUCAGAAUACCAAUGGUCCCAUAGAAAGAACCGAUCCGGGUAUCGACGCGACCGGAUUAACUACAACUCUCGAUUUUUACGCUGUAACUAAAACACCAGAUUCCCAAACUGGUCAAGCGACAAGCGACAAUACAAGCACGAAAAAUCCAAAUUUCGAAAAAAUAUCGAAACCGGACCGAUCUGAGCCCGCUUCAGCAACAGACGAGACCGACUUUAUUGAUACAACGAGUUCCUUGAAUGCAGGAACUAUGAUUCCAAGUUCGGAUCCGGACAUUGACAUGUCCGAUCUUGUGACUACGGAUUCCACUUGGACAGGCCCGGUUACGACCCAAAUUUUACCUACUACUGACUUCUCCGAUUCUGAAAAUAUAAAAAUAAGUCAGGUGCACACGGAAACCACAACGGUAAUGGGUGACAGCGAAUCCACCACCGAAACAGGAAUUACUGUAACAUCACCAACUCUUAUAAAUAAUGAACCCACAAAGCCGCAAUUAGAAAUUCUAAAUCAAUCAGGUCACACUUCUGCCACUUCUGAACGAGUCGAUCUCGGACUGGAAUCAACUGUGGCCCCUUCGAAUAAGCCUUCCGAAGCGACUACGGGCAGAGAUACGUCGAUAAUUGAUACCGCCACACAAGAAGAGGACGUAAUCGCUAAGCCUUCGUCAUCGACACAGUUUACCGGUUUGGUGUAUCGAAGGCGUGGACCCUAUAAGUCUCCCACGGCUGUUCCGGGAAAGAAUAAGAAACGACGAGUCCUGGUUAGAAAGCGAAUCUACGGAAUUCGACGACCUCACGUCGUACCGGUUGCUGACAACGAAACCGCUGUUGACGUGAAAAAUCCAAAUACUGGAUUUUUGAAUAAAACGAUUAACAAUCCCCGUCGCAGAUACGUUCGGCGACGUAUCAUAAAUCACGCUACAGGCGAGAUUGUGGAUGAAACUCGUGAAGGAAAUCGGACGGUCGUAAUAAGUCAGACGGUAGCGAAUAAUUCGAACCCUGAGAUUGUCCGUAAGGUGAACAAUUCACCAGAGAUGAAAAAUGACGUUGUACAAAAAUUACUGAGACAUCGUGCGAUUUAUAGACGGCGACCGAUAAUUGAUCAAAAAAAUCAAAGAAACAGUUCCAUAGAAGCCAAUAUAUCUAGUCAAAAUAACAGUGCCAGUAUGAAUGAUGUGCAAAGUUCUAGUGUCUCGAGCGCUAAUCCAAAUCAACGAAGAAGAAUAGUCGUACAGAGGUUUAGGUCCAGAGAUACAGGACUUGCGAAAUCAUUCGCGGUAGGCUCCAGCCAGAGUCAAAGUUUGCAACGUCUUGUACGAUUGGAAGCUGCAGAUAUAAAUCGAUCUGACCCUACCGAAAGUACAGUGGAGGACGGCACGACCAAGGGACAAGGUUUUACUGACAUUAUAAUCGAUAAUUUGACCGGUGGUUCUGAGACCUAUGCCACAGUUAGCCUUUACGAAAGAGAAGAGCUUCCUCGAACGGAGAGCAUUGCCGAGACACAAUUUGGACUCGAACCUGCACUACAGUCUGAAGAUGUGCAGGCUAGCGAUGAGAUCAAUCUCUUCAAGACUCGAGCUGGAAUUCCGAGAACACCUGGGACUCUGAAUCGACCGUUGAGACCAAUCACGUCCACAACGACUCCUGGAACCGAUACCAUGACGACGGUUUCGUCAUUGACACCCACAGAUACCGUGACGCCUCGUCAAAGAUUUCAUCAAAGUCAAAGGCCAACAGCCGAGGCUAUCGAGGGUGACGGGCAAAGUCGGUCACGUUUUGGCGACGAUGGGCCUUUGAAAUCUGAAGUAAAUAGGGAUCUCCCUGAUUCCUUGGACCAAACGGUUCACGCACAAGAAGUAAAAGUGACCGUUGCUCUUGGAGAAUUCUCAUCUCCAACACCACCAACCGUGAAAGGUCGGCCACCGUUCAGAACUUCUAUAAGGCGUAAGAUAGUUACCACCGAAGCUCCUCAAGUCACAGUCUCCCCCACAACAACCCGAACUGUCGUGAGACAAAGGCAGAGGCCGGAAAUUUUUGAAAAGAUUAAUAGAAAUGUACCUGCAGCCAGACGUCAUCCAGCGAUUGUUGAAUACGAUUAUUAUGAAGAUUCAGAUGAGGGAAUCGUAGGAAGAUCCAAGAUCUCCAGCAAGAUAGCAGUGGGUGCGAGAGGUUCCAUUCAAUGCUUGGAUCAGGGCAACUUUCCUCAUCCGACCUCCUGUAAGAUGUUCAUAUCUUGCGCAAAACUAGUUAGCGGCGAAGUAAUCGGAACCGAGUACACUUGCCCAAAAAGGUUGUCAUUUGACCCCAUCGGUGGUAUUUGUAACUGGUCAGCAGGAUUAGGAUGCAAAGAGUAGUUUAUUGAUGAAAUCAGAGAACACCCGAUUUGGAAAUCUGUCUCUCUUCUCAUUUUUCUGCUUCUCAAUUUUUGAACUGCUAAGAUCAAACUUGAAAACUUGAAUUUCAUAAUUGGAUAAAAAAAAUCUAAGUUGAGAGGUUCGUCAUUAUUUAGAACUAACGACUUGUACUCUCAAUGACAAAAUUAUUGGUUGAAAUUUUGUAAAGAUGUGCUACCAUCGAUGAAGGAUGUAAUUCGAAGUACAAGUCGAUCGAUAACUGGGACGUGUCACUUUGCUAGACUAUGAUUUACUCUGCUCCAUUUCUUCGUUGAUCAACAAUUUUAUAGCAGUAAUAAGUUAUAUGUUAUGAUAUUCAUAUAUAUGUGUAAGUCUCCAUAGAAUGUGAAUAAAUAAACGUAUUUAUAUUUUUAUA
This is a messenger RNA of Athalia rosae (coleseed sawfly), 8183 nucleotides long. RefSeq lists its product as uncharacterized. Gene Ontology annotation, molecular function: chitin binding; chitinase activity. The record is from RefSeq and is a predicted model, not a curated record. Gene Ontology annotation, biological process: carbohydrate metabolic process; chitin catabolic process. Bases 359 to 7768 code for a protein of 2469 amino acids. Gene Ontology annotation, cellular component: extracellular region. The transcript has 19 exons. NCBI's taxonomy places the organism in Eukaryota, Metazoa, Arthropoda, Insecta, Hymenoptera, Athaliidae.